Messenger RNA from Ectocarpus sp. CCAP 1310/34, 1271 nucleotides. Lineage: Eukaryota; Phaeophyceae; Ectocarpales; Ectocarpaceae. The record is from the annotation of a GenBank genome assembly.
AUGGUCAACCAGUGGGAAAUUCCGGAGCGGCGAAAGUUCUCGGGGUGGAUCGCAGGCGCAUCAUCACCUGGCUGGGUCGGCGAGGAGGCAACAAUGAAGAAGCUGGUGAAGAGAGACAAGCCUAAAAAACUAUCGCAGGCAAAAUCGAUUCACGCUGGUAUGGCACCUACGAUAGCCGAGGUCGAACAAGACCUGGAGGACUACAUCAACGAGCAGCGUAGGGAUCAUCGCGGCUGCGGAAGCAUGGAAGUCAUGAACAAGCUGCCUGAGCUGAAGCCUGACGCUCUCGGCGGGUUGACAGCCGCUGCGUCGGCGGAGGAGACAUUGGCUUUCAGGACCAAGUUCAAGAAGAACUGGUACCAUCGUUUCCGCGAACGGCGCACCAGCAUCUACGCUCGGCGCAACCCACCUGCAUCUGGCGAGAGCCCCAUCAAAGGGAAGGACCUCAGUCCCGCUCAGCUAGAGUCGGUUGCCGCGGAAGGGUUCGAAGAACUCGGCAACAUGGACCAAACGCCAGUCCAGCAGGAGAUGCUAGUGGAAACAACUCUGGAGAAGCGCGGUGCGAAGGAUGCUCGCAUCAGCACGGGAGGAAAAGAGAAAGACCGUUUCACGCUAUGUCUUGCUGUCAUGGCGGACGGUGGCAAGGUUCCCCUGCGAAUCAUUUUCAAGGGCAAGCCAUUCAUCCCGCCUAGCACGGCGGGGCGGGGAAAGAACACUCAGCCCCGCAAGGGCUCCAUUGCGGCCGAGGUCCUUCCUGCCAACCGCACCAAGAGAAAAGCUGGUGUGACGCGCGAGUGCACCCUGUGGCUGUCCGAACGCUGGAGGUUUUGGCCUAACCACGGGAGCGUGAUCAAGCAGCGGCACAGCAUCUUGGUGUUGGACGACUUCAGGUACCACCGUAGCGAAUCCUUCAUCGAGGACCUCCGGAGGAGGACAAACACCACCGUCAUCCUCAUCCCGGGCGGGUUGACUCCUCUUCUUCAGCCGCUGGAUCGCAUGCUGAACAAAGAGAUAAAGCGACUGAUGCGUGGGCGGUGCACACAGUACAUGGCGUCGGCGAUCGCAGACCCCAAGACGGGCAAGCUUCAACCGCCGGGGCGUGGGCUCGUGUCGACGCGGUGCAAGGAGUCAUGGGCAGCUAUCACCCCCGAAACGGUCAAGAAGUGCUUCAAGGUGUGCGGCCUCACGCUUGCGCUCGACGGUAGCGAGGACGACGCGUGGUGCACCCACAACUUUGGUGAAGGCUACCGUGAGGUUCUAGUCCAGUAGCG